AAUCGAACAACCUGUAAGUGCCAGACCUGAAAAUGCCCUUGUUACUGAAAUAACAACUGUUAUUGACACAAGGCUCUGCGAACGGCAGGUCCUGGAAUACACCUAUCUAUGACGUCAUUCCACAGAAGAAUAUCAAGGCCUACUUCUCGAGCCCUGCCCACUGGUUCGCGCAUGACAGUACUGAACACAAGCUGCACGGAACCAGAUAGAGCGAGUGUAAGCAUCAUGCCGUUAAAGAUCGCAAAAUAUUGUGCAGUGUCUGGUUGUGGAAGAACACAGUCGCUGCAUAACCUUCCUUAGGAUUCCGACAGUAGGAAUGUGUGGUUGAAGUUCAUUUUUAAAGACGUUCCAGCUCACGUGGGGAAAACAUUGAGCGUUUGUUCACUUCAUUUCAACGCGGAUUCCUUGAACAAGUCUUUGCGGAGAGACUAAAAUUAAAAAGCAGUGCUGUGCCAUCAAUAUUGGAUCCGAUAGGAAUGGCGCAGCAAUCUUAUGAUGCAGGUAUGAUUGGAGGGUGGCCACGCCUCCUGACAGUUACGUCACUGGCACUGCUGUUGGCGUGCUCCGUGGGGGCGGGACCGGACUGCAGGUCUGUCACCAUUGAGACUGAUAGUCGCAUAGCAGAACAGGUGCAGCAGCGCCACCUCCAUGCACUGUUUGAGAAGUAUGGCCAAAACGGGAGUAUUUCCUUAGGAGGCUUGUACAACAUGCUUAAGGGGUUGGGGCUAGGCCACAUCCGGAGGGUGAUGGUACAUCACCACGGAAACACACACAAUCAUACACACUCGCAUUCUCACGCACAUACACAUGUGGACAAACUCACUACACACGCGCAUGCUGUUGCCAGCAAGAAGGUAGAGGGAGACCAUAAUGUGGAGAAGAGUGAACCUGUCACAAAAGUGCAGCCUGAUCCCGCCCUUGGGAAGAAGAGCGAAUCGGAUGCGCACCACAAUCUCUACAUGAAGGUGAAUCAGGAACUGACCACACCUUUGACCACGCCGUCCGCUGCCACAAAAUCACGACGAACGAAUCGUAGCGCUGACUAUGAUUUAACCCAGGACCAUGCUCCCUUUGAUGCCGUCCCGCCAAACGCAACGCACACUAACCACACCCACCAGCCUGAGGAUACACCCACCCAUGUACACGAGGAUGACCAUGAUGAGCAUGAACACAUCCAUCACAGUCUGGAGUGUCAAAACGCCUCCACAAUCCUGCAGUCGCAUGGCAUGAUAAAGGAAGCGGGUGUAUCUGUCAGUGACUUUGCUUACUUGUGUCCUGCCCUUCUCAUGCAAAUUGAUUCAAAGUCCUGCCUCCUGCAUGACAAUGGCCAGUUAGAUCACACCCAUCAUCACCAUCAUCAUCACCACCACAGUCUGCAUAAUCACACCAAUGGCAGAAGCCAAAGGAGUGUCUCUAUUAAUGUUGCUUGGAUAGGAGGCUUUCUCUCCAUCACUUUAAUCAGCUUGCUGGCGCUAGUGGGCGUGGUUUUGAUUCCGCUCAUGAACAGAGUUUGCUUCAACUUCCUGCUAAGCUUCCUGGUGGCCCUUGCUGUGGGCACUCUCAGCGGAGAUGCGUUCCUGCAUCUCAUACCACAUUCACAGGGCCAUAACAAGCACAGCCACUCUGAGCAUCAUAACCAUGGAGAGGAGGUGGAAGAGGAUUCUCUGAGACCAGUGUGGACGGGACUGACCGCGCUGAGCGGGGUCUACAUUAUGUUCCUCAUCGAGCACUUCCUCACCCUUGGCAAAAUGUAUAAGGACAAAAAACAGAAGAAGAGGGUUGAUCUCGCCGCUGAAGUUUUGGAAUCUGAGAAACAGCCAUCACUGGAAGACAAUGGCGUCAAAACACUCGAUGCUGCUGAAACGAAUGGCGGAAGUGCGUGUGCGCGAGGCGUGGCAGAAGAAGAGGAAGUAAUGUUGGGGGCGGAGCUCUACACCGACAUGGAUUGUGAAAACAAAUGCCACUCCCACUUUCAUGAUACUGUCGGCCAGUCAGACGAGCAGCAUCAUCAUCACCACGACUACCACCAUAUAUUGCAUCACCAUCAUUCCCAGAACCACCAUCCUCACACGCACACGCAUAGACACACGCACUCCUACUCACUUCAGCACUUCCAGCAGGCUGGUGUGGCUACUCUUGCUUGGAUGGUCAUCAUGGGGGACGGACUUCAUAACUUCAGCGAUGGACUUGCCAUAGGAGCAGCUUUCACCGAAGGGUUGUCCAGUGGUCUUAGUACUUCAGUUGCUGUAUUCUGUCAUGAACUUCCUCAUGAGCUGGGUGAUUUUGCGGUCUUGCUGAAAGCGGGUAUGUCAGUACGACAGGCCAUUCUCUACAAUCUUCUGUCAGCCCUGAUGGGAUAUCUGGGGAUGAUUACAGGCAUUCUGAUUGGUCAUUACGCAGAAAAUGUGUCCAUGUGGAUCUUCGCUCUGACGGCUGGGCUUUUUAUGUAUGUCGCCCUUGUAGACAUGGUACCUGAAAUGUUACACAAUGACGCGGGUGAAGCAGGCUUCAGCCAUUAUGGUUUCUUCCUCCUGCAAAAUGCUGGAAUUCUCCUGGGCUUUGGAAUCAUGCUGGUCAUUGCAAUAUUUGAGCACAGGAUACAACUGGACAUUGGCUUCUGACCUUACAACGCCACUUCAUCUAAAUAUCAGAAUUAUAAUGCUGCUUAUACACCUGAAACCCGAAUCAUGUCCACUUGUUGGCAUACCUGAAAUCUCAUCUAGUCUUAAACAGGUGAUGGCAGCUUGAAAAGCACCAUCAGUUACCAUCUCGCUUGUGGGCAAUUAAAACAGUAUUUAUAAGUAUUGACUGUUACAGUUUCAAUUUAAAAGAAAUGUGCCACAUUGAGAAUGUGGAGUGUUUUUGUUUCGUUUUUUGCUACACAGUGCUGUACAGUAGUUGUUGAAAUGAGUGUUGCUUUGAUCUUUUUGCACAUGUUGCCCAUCCAACAUUCCAGUAAAAACAUGCGAGUGUUUCAACAAAUCCUGUGCCUCAUCUUGUGUCACUUUAGUGGUGGGUGGGUGACUCUGUCUAAAGUCUAAACCUGAUAGUGGGAAUGUCAGCGUUUGUAAAAGUCGGUGUGUGUUACUGGAGUGGGAAUCAUGCUUCCUCAUUAAACUGAGGGGACUGAAACUAAGUCUCUUAAUUGGACAGUUCACCCCAAAAUAAAAAAUCAUUUUUUCACCUUCGAGUUGUUCCAAUUCUGUAUACAUUUCUUUGUUCUGAUGAACACCGAAAAAAUAGGGCCACCGUUGACUACCACAGUAGGAAAAAUUAUAAUGGUAGUGAAAAGUACUCCAGAACUGUUUGCUUUUCUAAAUUCUUCAAAAUACCUUUUGUGUUCAACAGAACAAAGAAUUUAUACUGAUUAGGAAUAACUCGAGGGUUAAUAAUUUCUUCCUACUAUGGAAGUCAAUGGUGGCCAAGAACUGUUUGGUUACAAGCAUUCUUCUAAAUAUCUUUCUCUGUCUUCCAUCAGAACAAAGAAAUUAUAUUGUUUGGGAAUAACUCGAAGGUGAGUAAAAGACAGAAUUUUCAUUUUUGGGUGAACUGUUCCUUUAAGCACCUGCAUGGUAUAACUCGGCUCUAUAAAUGAUACUAACAGUGCAUGUUCUGACCUUCAGAUUUUCUUUUUACGGCUUUUCUACUUUAAAGAAACAACA
Messenger RNA from Triplophysa rosa, 3662 nucleotides. It is a transcript of the gene slc39a6, whose product is annotated as solute carrier family 39 member 6. Gene Ontology annotation, cellular component: membrane. Lineage: Eukaryota; Metazoa; Chordata; Actinopteri; Cypriniformes; Nemacheilidae. The coding region runs from base 477 to 2621 and encodes 714 amino acids. Gene Ontology annotation, biological process: intracellular zinc ion homeostasis; zinc ion import across plasma membrane. Gene Ontology annotation, molecular function: zinc ion transmembrane transporter activity. The record is from RefSeq and is a predicted model, not a curated record. The transcript has 11 exons.